This is a messenger RNA of Beta vulgaris subsp. vulgaris (sugar beet), 1052 nucleotides long. RefSeq names its product GCN5-related N-acetyltransferase 8. NCBI's taxonomy places the organism in Eukaryota, Viridiplantae, Streptophyta, Magnoliopsida, Caryophyllales, Amaranthaceae. Bases 141 to 845 code for a protein of 234 amino acids. The record is from RefSeq and is a predicted model, not a curated record. The transcript is spliced from 2 exons. Gene Ontology annotation, molecular function: N-acetyltransferase activity.
UCCUUCUCAAGCAACACUUUUAAAGUCCUAAACUAUCCUCUUCAUUCCCAAUUCGCCACAAAAAAUCCACACUAAAGAAGCAAAGUAAAACACUCCAAAAUCUCCCCCCUUUCUCUCUCCUAAAAACCUUUGUUCCAUCAAUGGCUGCCGUAGAACCACCACCACCACCAACUCCAACACCAGAACCCAACAUGAACCUUCGUGAAGACCAAAAACAACCACCCAACACACUCUACACUCGCAUACGUCUCGCUACUAAAUCUGAUGUCCCUUUCAUCCACAAACUCAUCCAUCAAAUGGCUGUCUUUGAGAAACUCACUCAUCUUUUUGAAGCUACUGAAUCUUCUCUCUCCUCUACUCUCUUUAACUCUCCUCCUUUCCAAUCUUUCACUGUUUUCCUUCUCGAAGCUUCUUCUACUCCUCUAUCUCUUCACCACCCUCCUACCAUCUCUUUCUUCCAACCUAUUCAUAAAACCUUCCAUCUUUCUCAACCCAUGGAUGAUCCUGAAUUUGCCCGCUUUUGUACUUCUGAAGGUUCUACCAUUGCAGGGUUUGUGCUGUUCUUCCCGAACUACUCGUCGUUUUUGGCGAAACCUGGGUUUUAUGUGGAGGAUGUGUUUGUGAGAGAGUGUUAUCGGAGGAAGGGUUUGGGGGGACUGUUGAUGAAGGCAGUUGCAAAUCAAGCGGUGAAGUUAGGCUAUGGGAGAGUUGAAUGGUGUGUGCUUGAUUGGAAUAUGAAUGCCAUUAGGUUUUAUGAGAAGAUUGGAGCGGAUGUUAUGCAAGAAUGGCGGAUUUGUCGACUUACUGGUGAUUCUCUGCUAACUUAUGGUCAGCCUAAUUACUGAAUCUCAUGCUAAUCUAAUCGAAUAUGUUUCUCGUAUUUUGUGAUUCCAAGCUUUCUUUGUUCUCAAUUCAGUGUUCUUGUGUGGUUUUUCAGCCGAGGUCUUACUGAUUGAAGGUGAAGCAGUUGUAGUUAUGUUGAAUUUUCCGAAUUUUACUGAGAUAUCUUGCAAGUCUUAUUUCUGUUUUAUCUGAGUAUCUUGAGUUCUAUA